Messenger RNA from Culicoides brevitarsis, 2700 nucleotides. RefSeq lists its product as uncharacterized. Gene Ontology annotation, molecular function: protein binding. The record is from RefSeq and is a predicted model, not a curated record. The transcript is spliced from 8 exons. The coding region runs from base 1 to 2553 and encodes 850 amino acids. Lineage: Eukaryota; Metazoa; Arthropoda; Insecta; Diptera; Ceratopogonidae.
AUGCGUGUUCAUACGAGCAUGCGGCAGCUGAAGAAGCGAAUUAAGAAGAAGAAUAAUGCGAGAGUUGAACGAGGAGAUGACGGAUUAAAAUUUUCAGCUGCGGAAAAUUUUAAACGAGCAAAACCACUGCUGCCUCCCCAGUAUAAAAUGCCACCACAGCCCAUAAUGCAACACUACAACGAUUCGCAGCAACUGCCAGGUGCGGCAAUAGAAACCGUUCCACACAAUCUCCGUACACACUCGUCGAAAUUUCCGAUUGAACGCGAACUCAUUUUGUCCAGUGAUAACAAGAAUGCGUCGAAAAUGUCUCUGGCAUCUGGUUUGCAUCAAUUUCUGCCACGAAUGACGGGCAAUAAUGCCGUAACGGCUGUCACAAUGACGCAAGAUAGCCCAGUGAAGCAUCAGAUUCAGGCAUGGAAUCAAAUUAACCAUUCGCCGAUGGAUGCGACGAUGCAACAAAUGGCAAUGGCGCGUCCAACACAGAUGCCCGAAGAUGUGACAGCACUCGUAAACAACGAAAAUUAUAACAGCAAAGAUAACAGAGAUGGAAAGAAUGCCGUUGCGAAAACGUAUCAUACCAUCAAAGAUAUCAUUUCGAGUAAAUUUAAAAAGGAUCAAGUUACAGCCGGAAGUUUGGAUGAGUUGAAUAACGCAACGACGUUUCAGCAGCAAAUUGUGCAGCAACAACGCAUUUCGCCGUAUGCCGUGAAGAAACCACGUCCCGAGGACAUGCAAAUGUACGGCAAUGGUCAACAGCGUCCCAAUACCGACUCACCCAUUUACUUGCAAUCGAAUGCGAUGAGUUCCCAGCAGUAUAUUAACUCACAAAUUCAGGCGCAACGAGCAGCAUCACAGCCACACUUGCAUAUGACGAGUUACGAUCCGGCUGCUUAUCUGCAACAACAACUGCAAAACCAAACGGCGCCGAUGCCAAAUGAGCGUCGCGGCUCAUUGGAUAACAAUAUCGAGGUAACAGACUCCGAUGACGGCGGUUUCAUCAACAAAGGUCAUCAUCGACGAUCGAAUCGCACGCCAGUCGAAAAUUACUUAACUCCAAAUGCUCAAAGCUACUAUGAAAAACAAAAAACUCCGCAAUUUUCGGCUUACAGACAUGGAAUGGUCGAACACGUCAACGAAAAACGUCAUUUGCAAAAUGACCCGCAAAAUGGAAAUGAAAGCGGGAGAGAAUCUCGCAACAAUUUGAUUGAAAGAAAACAAGCAACACCCAUCAACAACACGUCAGACUAUGAAAAAGGCGAACAUUUUAGCUCAAAUGUCGAUUCUGGACGAGAAAGUCUCGCUUAUACGCCUGGAUCACGUGGAAAUACUAACACAGGGCAGCACAAUGGCGAUCAGAACGUCGAUGGAAAUGACUCGGAAUGGGUCGAUGUCAUCGAUUCUGAGCUGAAAAACAUUCUGGAGCCCGGAAUGCAAGAGAUGAGUUUGAACAAAGAGCAAUCAGGAAGGAAUAGUAUGUCUUCAGCAUCACCCCAACUGCCACAUAUCAUGGGACCGCCAAAUAAUAGACCUCAUAAGUCAUCACAUCAAAUGAAUAAAAAUGACAAACAAGAAUACGGUACGGACAGCUAUAACCGCGCUGGGAACGUCUCAAAACCAAUAGCUCCAAGCAAGGGAUUUCCAAGUGCCAGUUUGCAACAAAAGCGCCAAGAUAUGAACGGUAUUCCGAUGAAAAAACAAGUUGAACAGUCACUUUUGAAGCGUCAUCUAUUUGGUCUCGAUGUGGAUAUGACUUCAACUACGACACGUUCAUUUGAUCUCGAGUCACUUUUAGGCAUCGGACAAUCCGUAAGCGAUUCUGAAACGGAUACCAAUGGUCUGCGAAAUAUCAAAUACCAACUCGAGGGUCUCGAGAACAUGUAUUCCGAAGUGCUGAAGAUGCUCAAGUCACGUCGACCUCAAAUGGGGGACAAUUCGUCGCGCGGGAUGUCACGAAGGCGUUACGGAAGUAUCUCGUCGUUACCUUCGAGUUCCGUUAGUGGGCGUCCUAUACGAGAUAAAAAGCGAAUAGAUGAGAGAAGGAAAAUUAGAGAUAUUAAAGGCAUCAACAAGCGCUUCCAGAGAUUAGAAUCACACGUUGUCACAUUAGCACGAAGUGUCGCUCAUUUAUCGUCCGAAAUGAGAUCGCAACACCUCGUAACCCAAGAGAUUGAGAUGCUCAAAAGCGAUAUUGCGGGUCUACGGAACCAAAAUAAUCGAUCGUCAAUGUUCUUCCACAACAAUGGAAACACACAAAUGACUGCAAUGGAUCGUUCGCAACCGCCCGAAGCACCGAACCUAACGAACCCAAAACGUGUCAAAAAACUAACGAAAUUUUUCGGUGAUGAUCCGCCACUACUGCGUUUAUUCCUGCGAAAACUAGGAUACGAGAAAUACGCUCAACUAUUUGAACAAGAAAAAGUUGGAAUGAUUGAAUUACCGUAUCUAAGUGAGGAACGACUACAGAAAAUGGGCGUACCGCUAGGUCCUCGACUACGUAUUCUGCAAGAAGCUCAAAUCUCGUUAUGCAAGGACACAACUUUGUGUAUACUUUAGACACCGGCAACGGCUAUAGUGAUAAACUUUUUUUUUUGUAUUUAUUUAGUACUUUUGUAUUCUCAUUUGAUUUACGAAUUCGGCUAAAAAAUGAAUUUAAACAGAAAAAUUGCCGUAUUUCGUGGUACUUAGCCUUCCUUACUUUUA